AUGACAACAUUUGUGUCUAAUCAUGAAACUAUCGAUCCAAUAUCAGAGGUGAAGCGAUGGAGUAGAACAGAGAAGAAAGAUAUUCAAGUACCACAACCCAAACUGAUAUCAGAAUAUAACAAAUACGUGGGUGGAGUAGACAAGAUGGAUUGGAAUGUUCAAAAAUACAGAAUCAGAAUAAGGAGGAAAAAAUGGCAUUUUGCUUUGCUUACUAAUGCCAUCGACGUAACACUGAUUAACGACCACGCACUGUAUUGUAUUUCAAAUGAUAAAAUUUCAUUGCUAGAUUUUAGGAGGAUGGUUGCUAGAGGAUAUCUUGCUUUAUCUUUAGAACUCUCAGAUGCAAAAAAGGGUGGAAGGAAUUCUUUCACUAAAGCAUCAAUUAAUCGUGUUCCUACUGCUAUCAGAACAUCUGCCUUUAGUCUUAAUGAAACGUUAUCAGUCAAAGCAGUUGAUCGAAAAAUCAUUUUUCAACAAUGA
Molecule: messenger RNA, 480 nt
Organism: Stegodyphus dumicola
Lineage: Eukaryota; Metazoa; Arthropoda; Arachnida; Araneae; Eresidae
Product: piggyBac transposable element-derived protein 3-like
Source: RefSeq, a predicted model, not a curated record